AUGAUUAUGUACGCAUGCGUAAUGAAAGUUGGAAUGAUCGGUGCGUGUUUACUGAAUGCACAUGGAGUCCCAGAUACAGUGAUCGAUCCAUGUAAACAAAAGAUGUUGGAUAACGAAAGACUGUUGAAUGAUGUUGGUGUAUCCCCAUUUGAGUGUGGAUCAACUUCAAUGCCACCCAUACCUAAAGGAGGAUUACUAGUUCGGGUUGCUUGUGCAGGUGCCUGCUUUGCAGAAGGCCAAGUUAAGAAGAGGGACAUCAGACCUCAAUUGCCUGGUUUGGAAAUUGCUGGAUAUGUACAAGAUGUCUGUAGCUCACUGCCAAAUAAAAACUUCACACAGGGCGACAAAGUUAUCCUUUACCAUGAUGAAGGUGUGCUAAGCACAGGCUGUGCCGAAUAUUUAGCUGUUAGUGAUGUUUCAAAUUGCAUACAGAUUCCACCAUCAAUACCACUUGAAGUAGCUGCACAGUUGUCUGGAAGUGCACUGACUGCAUAUUGUGCACUGAUCAAGGCCAAGUCGCAUGUGGAGAAAUUAAGAGAAGUAAAAUCUUGUGUGAAUGUUAUGAUUAUUGGUGCUGGUGGAUUAGGUCUAUGGGCGGUCAGAAUAGCCCAGGCUUUAGUAGGUCCAACAGAUAAUGGGGUCCGAGUAUAUGUAGCUGAUCACAGUAUUGACAGACUCUUAGCAGCCCAGGAUCAUGGUUGUUAUGACAUUAUACACUGGAAUGAAGAAGACCAUGAACAGUACAUCGUAGAGAGGACUUUAGAUGCUUGCAGAGGUGGUGUCGAUGUUAUAGUGGAUUUCGUCAGUUCCCCCAGAACAGUUCAAAGAGAUCUCAAAGUUCUGAAUAGGGAGGGUUUAAUACUGGUUGGUGGAAACACAUUGUCAGAAGUCAGCAUCAAUUUGAAUGUACUCGCUGCUAAACAACAAAGUAUAGCUGGCAUUCCCCAGGGAACAUUUGAGCAACUACAACAAAUUAUUGACAUGGUGGCUGACAAUAAGGUGGAGCCACCAAUGUAUCAUGUUUUCCCAGCUUGUGAUGCACAACAAGUAUAUCAAGAUUUAGCACAAUGUCGGAUCAUAGGACGCGCUAUUCUGAGUUAUAUGGACUCGACACAAACACUUGAUAACCAGCAUUAGAUCUGAAAAUUCCAAACAAUUUAUCUGUGAUUUAUUCUAUGAACGACUGACGCCCCCCUCAGGGAUUCAGAAAACUCGCAAACAAUCAGUAGUUUGUUGAACACGCCCCGUAGAGGCUUAAAGGAAGUUGAUACCACUAGGGCGUUGCUGUUGUAGGCAACCGUCAGUCUGGAAAAACAGAACUUAUUUCAAAUGGUGCUGUGAUAUUAAUUUAAAUAUUCAUGAACAUGCAAAUUAGUGUAUGACUUGAAUAUAUGACCUUUUGUUUAUAUUGUGUAAAACUCUUAAAAUUGUAAAUUUUGAACAUGUUCUGAACUAAGGUAUAUGUACAUGAAGUUCAUUUAGAAAUGUUAAGAAUUAUAUAAAUUUUGCCAUCUGAAAAGAAAGAGUAUGUGACGAAAUUGUAUACAAGUUUGUUGUGAACAAUUAGAGAGAAAAAGUGAACAAAAGUUGUGAAAGUUGUAAAAUAAGCAUGUUCGCUUGCAAUUGAAAAUGGCAUUAUUAGUUUUUAAUGUAAUUUCGAUAUAGAUAUUUUUUUUCGUUCCAAAGAGACAUUUUGUGAGCAGUUGGAGAUUUUUUGCAAACGGUCAGUAUUUAAGUGCUGGGAGUAAUAAUUUAAUUUGGUGCAAUCUAUACAUGUACAAGAUGUGUGGAUGUUAAGUUAGUGCUAAUUUUGUAUGGAAGUAUGGUUUUUCUUACAGUGCUAAUUGUGUAUGAAAAGUAUGGUUGACUUGUGCUAAUUUUAUAUGGAAGUACAAGUGUGUUCGAAUUGUGCGAAUUUUGUGUGGAAAUACACUUGUGCUAAUUUAGUGUGGAAGAAUUGUUUAUAAGUGUUAAAAUUGCAUGAAAGGUACAGGUUACAUGUGUAAUUAUUGAAAGAUUGGUUGUUUAAAACUUGUUAAUGUUUUAUAUAAUUGUAAAAGAAAUAAAGUGGAAGAAACACUCUA
Messenger RNA from Mytilus trossulus (common blue mussel), 2084 nucleotides. RefSeq lists its product as uncharacterized. The transcript is spliced from 6 exons. Gene Ontology annotation, molecular function: oxidoreductase activity. The record is from RefSeq and is a predicted model, not a curated record. Lineage: Eukaryota; Metazoa; Mollusca; Bivalvia; Mytilida; Mytilidae. The coding region runs from base 1 to 1137 and encodes 378 amino acids.